CCUCUGGGCCUCUGGAGGUUGUGGCACCACAGCCUGCACAGCCCCUCAAAUCCCCAACAAGAACAAGAACACAACAGGGUAGUGGGAGUGAUGGCUUCAAGACACACUGCCACUGUACAGGGCAGCUGUUACUCUUGUACAUCAUGUGCUGCUUACAAGACUGUGCCUAAAAAUCUGAGAGGAAAAAGUAAAAGCUCACAGGACUGGUUGACGAGACAGCUAAAUGACCCUUAUGUGAAGUUGACCAAGUAACAUCAGUGCAGGCAUUGUCCAUGAUGCUUCCUGUGUUGUGGUUCCAUCAUGGCAGGCAUGGAAGUGCCUCUCACUGCAUCACCGCCUCAUGAUCAUUGAGAGCAUGGACACAGACACUGAGGCCCUAGUGGGUACGUGGACCUCCUCAAUGGACAGAUGGACAGAGGCUGGUGUGCUGGCUACAUGUAUCAGGAGCAAAUCUCAACCUUCUUCUCCAUUGUGGCAACAGGGAUGACAUAUGAGAUGGCCAUGACCAGCAUGCCCCUUCAGGUGCUGCGUCUGCACCUGCCACACAGUCCAUCCUCUGAGGCCGUUGUCCUGCUCAUCUUCCCAAAGCCUCAGCGUUAUGACACCUAUGUGGAUGGUGUCUUUGUUCCCCCAGCCAACCUCAACACCUCUGCAGCCGGCUACAAGCUGUUGCCUGAGAACCCCACCCAUCCUCAGGCUUUCCUUCCCAUGUUGGACAAUGCUGAAGUGGCCAGCGCUCACACUACAAGCCUGAAUGGCGAGGAGGAGGAGGGAGCAAUUGGUAGGGAGGUGAUUCCCUACAAGAAGCUGGUGCAGAGUCUGGAGAAGGCCGUCAAUAGAUUCCAGGAUGGAUCAUGCAGCAACUGUGCCUCUCUCUCUUGGUGAGUGACCCCAUCGAGCCACCACCCAAGGAAGCCCCUCCAAAGGCCACAGAGGAGGAAGGCAGUGUUGUCAUUCUGGAUGCCAAGCUGUUCUACAAGCAGCAAGAGAAGGAGGUGGCAGAGAAGAUCAAGGAAAG
Messenger RNA from Scylla paramamosain (green mud crab), 1018 nucleotides. RefSeq lists its product as uncharacterized. The transcript has 6 exons. Lineage: Eukaryota; Metazoa; Arthropoda; Malacostraca; Decapoda; Portunidae. The record is from RefSeq and is a predicted model, not a curated record. The coding region runs from base 409 to 885 and encodes 158 amino acids.